AUGGCAAGUGAGGAAGAGAGUUUGCUUGUCUUAGUGCAUUGCUCUGGGAAAAUCAAAAGAAGCAAAAAAUAUGGUGUGAAGUUCACUGACAGAGAACCAUUGAGUGUAUUCAUCAGUUCAUCAAGCACUUUGUCAGAUGUGAAGAACAGAAUUUUGCAGAAGCUUGGGGUAUUUGGGAGCAAGUGGGUGAAGAAGCUAUUCUACAAGAUUUCCAUCACAGUUAUCUUGACCGGUGUUAAGUAUGAUACGUUUAUGCUAGCGACUGAUGAAGAUAUUAGGGUUCUGUUUCAUUGUGUUAGGAGUUUUCCGGAGGUCAGAAUACACGAGCUGUAUGCAAAGUUGGAGCUUGGUGUCGAUAGUUCUGGGGCAUCAGCUCCAGUUCAUAGCUCGAUUGCCGCAGGCGGUGCGUCUAGUUUGAUGCAUGCGGCCGGACCAUCUGCAUUUGAGGCGGAUACCAAUGGUGGCAUAAUUCAUGAAGUUCAAGGCUUCGAGGAACCUGAUCGAGUAGAGAAUGCAAUGCGGGAUGAUGACUCUGACCAGGAGCCUGUAGAGAUCAUUGGGGACAGUGAUGAUGACAUAGGUGCCAAUCCACAUGCACAGCAUGGGCCUUCAAGUUCUGGCACACAGCAGUACCCUACGCACUUCUCCACUCUAAACUUGGAGGCUCUAGGUCAACAGAAUAAAGAUGAAGCUGUUUUGAGUGUGAAGGACUAUAGCAUCCGUCGAGGUGUUGAGUACAGAGUCUUGGAAUCGGAUCAUCUGAAGGCGGAUGCUGCGGUUACGAUAAAGGUCUUGCAACAAGCAACAGAAGCUGAUUAUGGGUUCAGGCCUAGUUACAGGAAGGUUUGGAUGGCAAAACAGAAGGCAGUAGCACAAAUAUAUGGAGAUUGA
Messenger RNA from Arachis duranensis, 891 nucleotides. RefSeq lists its product as uncharacterized. The transcript has 4 exons. Lineage: Eukaryota; Viridiplantae; Streptophyta; Magnoliopsida; Fabales; Fabaceae. The record is from RefSeq and is a predicted model, not a curated record. The coding region runs from base 1 to 891 and encodes 296 amino acids.